ACUGAGGGACUGGAAGGCUUCGCUGGGCCGCUUCUCCGUCAGUCGGUGGCCGGAGACCGGAAGCGGAACCCGCCGGGAGGGAGGGAGGGUGAGGCCGGUCCGGCGGGAAGAUGCUGCCCGCGCGGUCCUUCGGGCGGUUCCUCAAGCGGACUGCCAGUCACCGCGGCGGGGAGAAGCGCGUGCUGGUGGCCGGCCUGGGGAACUACAGCCUGCGCGGCACCCGCCACAGCGUGGGCAUGGCGGUGCUGGGGCACCUGGCGCACCGGCUGGGCGUGGGCAACCAGUGGGAGACCAACCCGCAGUGCCACGCGGACCUGGCCUUGGCCCGGCUGGGAGACGUGGAGCUGGUGCUGAUGAGGCCCCGCAGGUUCAUGAACGUCAACGGACUCUCCGUCGCCGCUGCGGUGGAACUCUACAACCUGGCAAUCGAGAACGUCUACCUGGUUCACGACGACCUGGACAAGGCCCUGGGGAAAGUGGCCCUGAAGCCGGGAGGCAGCGCCAGGGGUCACAACGGAGUCCGUUCCUGCAUCAGCUCCUUGCACUCGGAUCGCAUGGUCCGCCUGAGAGUGGGUAUCGGCCGGCCGGUGGGGGAAAUCUCCGUCGACCAUUACGUGCUGAGCCAGUUCUCCCUCGCCGAGCAAAGCCUCCUGCCGCUCGUCUACGAGAAGGCGGCCGAGACGCUCCUUGGCCACAUCCAGCAGAAUCACCAGAGCCAGGCGGACUCGGCCUCCGCCAAGAAAGCAGCCAAGGCCCCGCUCAAGGCAGAGGAGACGUAACUGUCCCUUGUGACCAGAAGAAAGCAGUCCUCUGGGGCCUUGGCUUGUCGUUUUUUAGGGACGGAGCGGGUGGCCGUUUGCAUGUGGUGAACAUGCCUGAGAUUUCUAGGGAUAAUACAAUUGGGUAGAUUGGGA
Messenger RNA from Anolis carolinensis (green anole), 914 nucleotides. It is a transcript of the gene ptrh1, whose product is annotated as peptidyl-tRNA hydrolase 1 homolog. NCBI's taxonomy places the organism in Eukaryota, Metazoa, Chordata, Lepidosauria, Squamata, Anolidae. The transcript is spliced from 5 exons. The record is from RefSeq and is a predicted model, not a curated record. The coding region runs from base 111 to 779 and encodes 222 amino acids. Gene Ontology annotation, molecular function: peptidyl-tRNA hydrolase activity.